This is a messenger RNA of Hyaloscypha bicolor E, 644 nucleotides long. RefSeq lists its product as uncharacterized. The coding region runs from base 139 to 564 and encodes 141 amino acids. The transcript has 2 exons. Lineage: Eukaryota; Fungi; Ascomycota; Leotiomycetes; Helotiales; Hyaloscyphaceae. The record is from RefSeq and is a predicted model, not a curated record.
CCCCACUAUUUUUCUGAAACUCAUCCUUUGGCGGACCGCUUCGGCUCACUGCCAGAAUCUUAUCUCUCGGCAAGCAGCUGAGGCACAACUCAGCCCUACACAUCCGAGUCAUUUUGUUGAAACAAAUCAAGUCCUAUCAUGGCUCGAUAUUCUUGCCUGCCGCUCAAUGUACCAAAAACUGAGUUCGUCCACGAGUCUCUCGACAAUGCUCCAUUUUACGAGGCACUUUCAUACACGUGGGGCGAUCCUAGCAUCACAAAAACCAUUCAUCUCAGCACCCAACAGCCAAGUGUACAGCAUGUGCUUCGAGGUCCUGUGCAAAUAUAUCCGCAAGCCAGCUCUUUCCCCUUCGACGUGCCGCCAAUCUCGAGUCUACUCUCAGACCUCUCCGUCUGGAGGAUCUGCCACGAGUGCUUUGGGUCGACGCAAUCUGUAUCAACCAAAUUGAUUCCGCUGAAAAAAGGUCAUGAAGUUGAAUUGAUGGGCUGGAUCUAUCAGGAUUCCUUGCGGGUCUACGCCUGGCUUGGGAUGCUACAGAUGAGAGUGACCAGGCGAUGCAGUUGAUCAACGACCAUGCACAGCUGUGGCUGAUGAUGCCUCAUCUGCCGUCACUCCUCGACAAAGAGGAGCUUAUUCCGCAGUGG